Panicum virgatum (switchgrass) is the source of this 909-nucleotide messenger RNA. Its product is annotated as phosphatidyl-N-methylethanolamine N-methyltransferase-like. Lineage: Eukaryota; Viridiplantae; Streptophyta; Magnoliopsida; Poales; Poaceae. The record is from RefSeq and is a predicted model, not a curated record. The transcript is spliced from 2 exons. Bases 183 to 689 code for a protein of 168 amino acids. Gene Ontology annotation, molecular function: S-adenosylmethionine-dependent methyltransferase activity. Gene Ontology annotation, biological process: phosphatidylcholine biosynthetic process.
CACUUCAUCCACAAAAACAUCUCUAUUGUUGAACGCAUUCAUCUGCUGUUGCGAGUCCCAGAUCGCCUCUCCCCGUACUCCAACACUGCAAAUAGAAAAGCCCCCUCCCCUUCGGGCAAAACCGUCGAGCACCUUGCCUGCUUAAGCCCCCGCGCCUCAAUCCCUGGCCCCCGUCCCGCGAGAUGGUCUCCAUGGCGGCGGCGGCGGCGGCCGUGGGCGUGCUGCUGCCGUUCCCCUUCUACUACGCGCUGUGGACCCACCCGCAGCGGUGGGUGGACCUGUGCGGCCGCGGCGCCGACCCGUGCCGCCGCAUGGCGCAGGUCUCCCACGCCCUCAAGGCGCUCCAGCUCCUGGCCCUCGCCUCCGUGGCCUCCUUCUCCUGGCCCCCGCCGCUCUACUGCCCCGUCCUCCUCGCCGUCGGCCAGUACCUCAACUUCAAGGUGUACCAGCUGCUUGGCGAGUCUGGCACCUACUACGGCGUUCGAUUAGGGAAGAAGAUCCCGUGGGUGACAGAGUUUCCCUUUGGCUACAUCAAGGACCCCCAGUAUGUCGGGAGCAUGCUCAGCCUUGCCGCGCUCCUGUGCUGGGUCCCGCUCCAGUAUGUGCUGCUGUGGUGUCUUGGUUACGUCUUCAUGAUGUGGGUCGAGCACGAGGAAGACCCUGCCACCCGUGCGAAGCCGCUCUCCUGAUCGCUUAGCUGUCGCAACUGAUACUUCCCAACAGGGCGCCCCCAGUGAGACUGACGAUGCCUGAAUCUUCAUCUUCAAAUUCUGGUGUAUACCUUACUGUGGCACCCUGAUCUGUUCUUGAGUAAUUUGUGUCAAGGAAUAUGGUUACAGACUCGUAUCCGAUUGUGACGAGAUCACCUCUGUAUCCUGCGCCAAUUUGCGAUCUGGGGCCGCUUUGUUU